AUGUCGUACGGCACGCAUCGUGAUGACGUGGGUGAUGUUGCCCAUCGUGAAGCGCAGUACAAUUAUGCUAUCCGUGCCGGUGCCCAGGGUUUUGCUGGCGGUCUAGCGGGUGCCUUCGGUUUGGGUUGGUAUUUGCAAAGGACCUUUAGGCAUGUGCGUCAGCUGCCUAUGUCGCUCAAGGCAGGCUGUGUGUUCCUUACGGCCACGGGUGUCGGUGUCAUUUAUGCCGACAAGGCGAGUAUCAAGUUUGAUCAGAUGCACUACAAGGAUUCCAGUGCCUAUGUCGAUCGCCGCUCGUCCAGCGAGGCCCAGGCGGCAUGGUCGAAGCUCUCGACCUUUGACAAGAGCCUUACGUGGGCAAAGGACCACAAGUUCAGUGUCGUGCUCGGUAGCUGGCUGGGCUCGAUGGGUCUUUCGUGGCUCUACAUCCAGACUCAGCCCCUAUCCUUUGCGCAAAAGCUCGUUCAAGCUCGUGUUUGGGCCCAGGGACUGACGGUCGCCAGCAUGAUUGGUAUGGCUGCGCUGCUGCAGAUCCCAUCUGAGGGCGACAAGCUGCUGGAAAAGACGCACUCGGCGGAUGACACGUCGUGGGAAAAGCGCCUGAAGGCGGCCCAGCUUCAGGCUCAGAAGCGGCCACCGCCCGUGCACCUGACAAGCACCAAGCAGGGCGAGUCCCAUGAGGAGUCUGAGUCCUAG
Messenger RNA from Malassezia restricta, 696 nucleotides. RefSeq names its product mitochondrial hypoxia responsive domain protein. Gene Ontology annotation, biological process: mitochondrial respiratory chain complex IV assembly. The coding region runs from base 1 to 696 and encodes 231 amino acids. The transcript is spliced from 2 exons. Gene Ontology annotation, cellular component: mitochondrial inner membrane. The record is from RefSeq and is a predicted model, not a curated record. Lineage: Eukaryota; Fungi; Basidiomycota; Malasseziomycetes; Malasseziales; Malasseziaceae.